AAUAUUUUGAAAACCGUUUUAUUUAUCAUUUAAUAAUAAUGGAAAAAAUUUCUUUGGAAGCUUUGAUGGACACACCGCUGAAAAAUACUGUAUUGGCGCUAAGAAAUCGCCGAACAGCAAUUAGUCACCAUCAACAUCUGAAUAAAAAGGCGAUAGAUAAAAUGUUUCCAAGGAUACCCUGUCAACUUGAUGGUUGCCUUGUCGAAUUAUCGAGGACCAGUUCCUUAGUUCAACACCUAAAAAAACAGCAUCGCAAUUUUUGCCAACAUUUUUUUGCGAAAGCUUCGUCAUCGACAAAUAUUUCUGUCCAGCCACAAUUGAUUGUAACAACAGUAGAGGGUCAAGAAGAAGAAAUGGAAGUAAUUCCAACAAUAAUGAAUGACCAAGAUGGAGAAAUUGAUGAUUUACCUUCAAUAAUAAAUGACCAAGCUGACGAAAUUGAAACAAAUGACAUUGACCAAUUAACACUAUUCGAUCAAGAAAACAAUAAUGAACUGGAGAAAAUUUUUGCCGAAUUGUCAAGUAAAAAUCAUCCUUUGGCACCAAAUUCAUUUUAUAUGACCCAUGUAGCGCCAUUGGAAAACGGUAAAGAUUCAAAUGAAUACUUCUCCGUAAUUAAUUUUUUAAUUUGA
This is a messenger RNA of Dermatophagoides pteronyssinus (European house dust mite), 632 nucleotides long. RefSeq lists its product as uncharacterized. The record is from RefSeq and is a predicted model, not a curated record. NCBI's taxonomy places the organism in Eukaryota, Metazoa, Arthropoda, Arachnida, Sarcoptiformes, Pyroglyphidae.